Molecule: messenger RNA, 609 nt
Organism: Ectocarpus siliculosus
Lineage: Eukaryota; Phaeophyceae; Ectocarpales; Ectocarpaceae
Source: the annotation of a GenBank genome assembly
AUGAGCUUUGGCAGCGGCUACAUGUCCAUCGGGAGCUGGCCGCAGGACGUCAAGAUGAGCGAUCCUAUCAUUACCGCGUUCAUGUUUCUGGAUGGCGUUCCGAAGCUGGCGGAUCUAGAGGAGGUGUGCUCGAAGGUACUGCGGCAUGAGAACUUCAAGGCGCUUCCUGUGCGGCGUGCCUGGUCUUACUCGACGCGGUUUGAGUGGCGUGAUAUCGAGGUGAAGCCAUCGGACGUGAUAACGUCGGUGAAAGCCGACGGAUCGGCGGCGGUUCUUGCGGAGAUGGACAGAGUCAAGGACACUCCGCUGCGACAGGCGACCUUCGACGGCAGGGAGCUACCGUUAUGGGGUCUGCACCUGAUCGAGAACACGGCUGAAGGCGAAGCUGGGGUAGGGGCUGCUGUCUUGGCCCUCCGGGUUCACCACACGCUGGGGGAUGGCAUGUCUAUGGUGGGGGUGAGCCGCAGCGUGUUGGAGGCGGCUGGCGGAGGAGAGCUAGGGGCGGGCUUGAACGGCAGUUCGGCGGCGGAGGCUGUUGUGAAGCCAGCUAACAGGGGGCUGUCCAACUUCAGCACGGGAAAGGUUGGUGAUCUGUCUGUCUCUCUCUAG